Mugil cephalus (flathead mullet) is the source of this 2507-nucleotide messenger RNA. Its product is annotated as matrilin-2. The record is from RefSeq and is a predicted model, not a curated record. Gene Ontology annotation, molecular function: calcium ion binding; extracellular matrix binding; extracellular matrix protein binding. Bases 65 to 1192 code for a protein of 375 amino acids. Lineage: Eukaryota; Metazoa; Chordata; Actinopteri; Mugiliformes; Mugilidae. Gene Ontology annotation, cellular component: external side of plasma membrane; extracellular matrix. The transcript has a single exon. Gene Ontology annotation, biological process: cell migration.
AGGUAGUCACAGGCGGUCCAUCAGUGAACAGCCCACAUUUUAUUUUCACGCCACACACGACAACAUGGUCUGCUUGCAACUGGCAGCGUUUGCUCCACUGAAGGACAUAACAGUCUGGAUGUCAGUUAUGUUUCUUUUGUCUCUUCAGACAGGAUUCGGGGAGAAGCAGACUACAAUCUGUAGGCCUUUGUGCACUGGAAGUGAGUGCAUAACUGUUAACCAGCAGAAAGCGGAUUUUGAAACGGCAGAGGCAGUAUGCAGAGAGAGCAUGGGAGAACUCCUGACGUUUCAGUCUGGGGCCGAUGAGCACAUCUUGGACAUGCUGAGUCAAGAACUGUUCGAAAACUUCUGGAUCGGGCUGCGUUUACCAGCUGGGGCCUGCAAUAACCUCUCAGCUCCACUGAGAGGCUAUGAGUGGACCUCCGGUAACACGAACCAGAGCUUUAUUCCUUCCCAGACAACCUGGAGAGAAAACGUUACAGUCUGCUCUCAACACUGCGUUUCACUUUCAAAUGACCACAAAUGGACGGAGAGCCCGUGCUCUGAAAAAAUCAAUGGGUUUCUGUGCAAAACAAAGCACAAACAUGCAUGCCGGGCGCCUUUUUUCCAAAGCUCCAGCGGUUGCCGAGCUGGACCCUGUCAGCAUACAUGCAAAGAUGUAAAGGGGGGUUACAUAUGCUCUUGUUUCAAUGGAUACAUCCCAAACAGCAAAGACCCCAGGCAGUGCCAAAUAUAUUGUGGACAACAGAAAUGUCCCCAGAUAUGUGAGGGAGGCCUUGACAGUGAGUGCAUCUGUCCAGAGGGCUAUAUACUUCAUGAUAACAAAUUUUGUGAGGACAUAAACGAGUGUGAAAUGGGUUACUGCGACCAGAAUUGUAAAAACACUUUUGGGAGUUUUGUGUGCUCCUGUGAAGAAGGAUUUGUACUUAAAGAAGACGUCAAAUGCCAAAAGAAGACACAGGACAUCAUCGCAACCACUGUCGCUGUAGGAUUUGUUAAACCGGCCGGCAGAAACAAUACACUGAAGGAUUCCGCAGCAGCUGGGGGCAGUUUUAUGUGGAUUUGGGUUGUGGUUGCAGUGGUUGUGGUCGUGUCCAUAUUUGUGAUUAGGCUUUAUGUUGUUAAGUGUCGCAAGUACAGAGAACGACAUUUGAAUCAACAGUCUACUGCUGUGGAUAAUAUUGUUACUUAAAUCAUUGACUAUAUAUGGGUUAAAUGUAGUCCAAACAAUAUUCCAUACGGCAUGUUAAGGACAUUUUUGUCUCCUUACAAUUUUUUUUUUUUUUUUGAAAAGGCAUUAACAGCAAAGGAAAUGUGUAGAUAGGCACACAUCCUGCGAGGGGAUAUUUACAGUAAUUAUUUCAGUUUUCGUACGUGACUCAUCAAGAGCAACAAGUAGAGGUCAGAUAAAAAAAAGAAAUUUCGAUGAAAUACCUGUACACAAACAUUAUAAUGCAAAAAAAAAGGCCUUUUGGGGGACCUGGUUUUCACCAACACAACCAUUUGUGUUUUUACACAAGUACUGACAGGAUGUUCAGGUAGAACCACUGAACAAUUGUUAUUCAAGGACCUACUAUCUGGAAUGGGUUUAUGUCUUUAUUGACAUCAUUAUACAUUAUCUCUGUCUGGUUGAAGUCUAGUGCUUAUGGUCAAGCUUCCAGUGCAUCAUCUGUUGAUUACUGUGCCGUUCUAAGUACCUUUACAGUAUUGGUAAAUUCAUUGAAGUAUACAGUAUGGAUUAUAAACAGUACGGUAAUUUGUUUUUAUUUGCUGAAAUAGAUUGUGUUUUGUUCAUUAAUAAACCCUAGACAAAAAUCGAACCAAAUUUUAAGUUUUAAUUAAAAUUGUUUCACUUUUUUGUCACUGUCAGAGGCAAAUAGUUCUCAUUUAUGAACUCCUACAUCAUAUUUCAUGAAUGUGAAACAUAUUAAUGCCCAUUAGGCAACUACUAAAUCGGAUAAAUGUGCGCUCUUUGUGUUAAAGAGCUGUGUUCCCCCUUGGAAAGAGAUCUGAGUCAUUAUAAUAUUAAGAUCUCUUAAACUCCAGGACUUUCAAACUUACAUACAAUACUUGAGUGAAUCUAUUCUCUUUUUCAUGUUUGUAUGCAUGAAUUAGUUUUUAUGAUAUGAUGGACACAUAUAUUUUCUCUGGAACAUUACAGGUUGAUUUCAUGUGUAGUUGUGUAGUGUAGUUGUGUUCCUCAUAUCAACUCAACACCAUUGCCCUAGUUAUUCUAGUGCCAUCUACUGGUGUAAGAACAAACUGCAGGAAGGAGUCAGUUUAUUUUAAAAUCAGUUGUCAUGUCAGAAAAUGUUGAAGAGAUAUAUUUUCAUAGAAGAAAAUGUGUGUUAACACGUGAUGCCAUAUAUUACAUGAUUAUCCAAUUGUAACAAACAUUUUUAUGUUGUUUCUAUUACUAACUGCUUCAUUUUAUGUUUUUUUUUUCAGUUAAGCUUUGCACCAUUGUAUGUUAUUUAUUUGUCUAUUAUACUACUGUACCUAGAGAA